CAACACUGUACGAUUUGACAGUAGAAAUGAAACAUGUGUGUUUUGAAGAUUGCAUUGUUUUGAGUACAGAACGAGAUCUAUUUUGAAAUUUCUUAAAGUUUUUUUUUUUUCAAGUGAAUAAAUCGAUAUGGACAACGGACAGUUUGAUGAUGCUGAAGAUGACAUAACCAGGCCAGUGCCAGUCAAUAUCCAAACAAAAAAUGUGUCAAAAACGGGUGCCCCUGUAGAGCGUUUAACGAAAUUUUCUAUAGAAAAUUCGCUGUUCAGCACCGAAUACAGUCGAAAGAAUGAAAAUACCAGCGAUGACUAUGAUUAUGAUGAAGAUGAGGAAUAUGUGAGUGACAGUGAUGAUGAAGACUAUUAUGAAUUGGUAUCGACAAGCUAUCAAAAGAAUAGUCAGCAAAUCAGCAAUAGUAGCACUGUGGUCACGCAUACAAAUUCUCAAGUGAGCAGCAAUAAAGUGAGCAGUUUUCAGCCAUCCGAUAAACUCUUCAAAAAGUAUACAAAUAAAAUCAAUGUGGAAAAGUAUGAAGGUCCACAAUUACCGAAUAAUGCAAUAAACACAUUGUUGGAAAGUAAUCGGAAGGCCGAUUCGGAUCGAUAUCGAACAAAAGAUAAACAUGAUCGUGCAACUGCCGAACAAGUAAUGGAUCCACGAACCAGAAUGAUUCUAUUCAAAUUAUUGAAUCGCGGUUUGAUCGUUGAAAUCAAUGGUUGCAUAUCGACGGGAAAAGAAGCAAAUGUUUAUCAUGCAACAUCAAAAACGGACAUUGAGUAUGCCAUCAAAAUUUAUAAAACAUCGAUUUUAGUAUUUAAAGAUCGUGAUAAAUAUGUGUCAGGUGAAUUUCGAUUUAGAAGCGGUUAUUGUCGACAUAAUCCACGUAAAAUGGUGCGCACAUGGGCUGAAAAAGAAAUGCGCAAUUUACUUCGAAUGAAAAACGCUGGUCUAAAUGUGCCCGAACCAAUUUUACUGCGUAGCCAUGUUUUAGUGAUGACAUUUUGCGGAAAAAAUGGUUGGCCAGCGCCAAAACUCAAAGAUGUCGAUAUUUCAACAACAAAAGCACGUGAACUUUAUCGUGAUUGUGUUAUCAUGAUGUGGAAUAUAUUCAAUAAAUGUAAAUUGGUGCAUGCCGAUUUAUCGGAAUUCAAUUUAUUAUAUCAUGAUGGUAAAAUUGUUGUUAUUGAUGUUAGCCAAUCAGUUGAACACGAUCAUCCGCAUGCAUUGGAAUUUUUGCGAAAAGAUUGCACCAACAUUACGGAUUUCUUUGCGAAAAAAGAUGUUGCCACAAUGACUGUUCGCGAAUUGUUUACAUUCAUUACGGAUCCAAAUAUCACCGAAGAAAACAUGGAAAGUUUUCUAGAGCAAAUUGCCGAAAAAAUCGGAGAUCGAAACAUCAAUGAACUAACUGAACAGGAAAAAAUCGAAGAAGAAGUAUUCAAACGAGCUUAUAUUCCAAAACGUUUGGACGAAGUAGUUGACGUUGAACGCGAUAUCAUUAAAGCAAAAGGAGGCGCUGGCAAUGAUUUAGUUUACAAAACAAUUACCGGGCUCACAUCUGAUUUGAGCGUUGAAUCGAAACCGGUUCUAUUGAGAACAAACUCAGUAGCUGCCGGAAGUGAUAAUGAUGAUAAUUCAAAGGAAGAUGACGACAGCAGUAGUAAUAGCGAUGACGAUGACGAUGAAGAAGGCGAGCGUCGAUUCGUUGACAGCGCUCGACCCAAGGGUGAAACGAUUGAAGACAAAAAACUACGAAAGAAAGCUGUUAAAGAUGCAAAAGCUGAAAAACGAAAAAAUAAAAUGCCCAAACAUCUAAAGAAACGUAAGGAAAAGCAAGGAACCAAGAAGAAAUAAAAAAAAUGUCCUAAAUUUUUGGAAAUAAAUUUUAUAAUAUUGUAUGCGUUGACCGCUAAAUCGCAAUCUAAA
Molecule: messenger RNA, 1924 nt
Organism: Contarinia nasturtii (swede midge)
Lineage: Eukaryota; Metazoa; Arthropoda; Insecta; Diptera; Cecidomyiidae
Gene: RIOK1
Product: serine/threonine-protein kinase RIO1
Exons: 4
Coding region: 128-1852 (574 amino acids)
Biological process (GO): maturation of SSU-rRNA
Cellular component (GO): preribosome, small subunit precursor; cytosol
Molecular function (GO): ATP binding; protein serine/threonine kinase activity
Source: RefSeq, a predicted model, not a curated record